Messenger RNA from Corylus avellana, 1509 nucleotides. Lineage: Eukaryota; Viridiplantae; Streptophyta; Magnoliopsida; Fagales; Betulaceae. The record is from RefSeq and is a predicted model, not a curated record.
AUGGACGGCAAAUUGAGGCAUCCGGCCGACGGUAAAGCAUGGAAGUCAUUUGAUCAGUUGUAUCCGGAAUUUGCAGUAGACAGCAGGAAUGUAGAGGGGAUGCCAUUUGGGGAUAAGGAUGGCGGCAAGUCAAAGCCAGACAAUAGUAAGAAGCAGGGAGAGAAGCGGAAGAAGAGUACUCCCAACACCAAACCAGAAGUGAGCAAUCAUGUAUUAUGGAAGAAGAAGAGAAAAACAAAGGACAACUAUGAUGCUCGUAAAGACUUGCAAGAGAUGGGAUUGAGACGUCUACUUCAUCCAUUUACGAAGAAUGGAAAAAACUAUAUGCCCCCAGCUUGCCACACGAUGUCCAAUGAAGAUAAAAUCAGUUUCUUGAAAGUGCUUCGGGAUGUGAGGGUGCCCGAUGGUUAUGCAUCGAAUAUUUCUAGAUGCGUACGACUGAAAGACUGUACGAUAACGGGUUUGAAGAGUCAUGACAAUCACAUUCUGAUGCAACAACUUCUACCUAUUGCUUUACGUGGGUCACUGCCAGGUAACGUGGUUAGACCUUUGGUUGAAAUGGGAACAUUCUUCCGGGGCAUAUGUUCAACUACGUUGACACUAGAUAAUUUGUACCAACUCCAGAGUGAAGUCUGCGUGACUUUGUGCAAGAUGGAACAACGGAGCCUAGGGGGGUUCAAAUCUAAUGUGCGCAAUAAAGUGGCUCUCGAGGGAUGUAUUGCGGAGGGCUACAUAGCAAUUGAGUUGGAGACAUUUUGCUCGAUGUAUUUGGAUGACGCAUCGACAUUUCAUAAUAAGGCCCAACGAAACCCUGAUGGAUGUAAGGGGGCGGGAACACGAGUCAUCCUCAACCGUAUUACACUGGCACAGAUUCAUCGAUAUAUAUUGUUUAACUCAGACGAGUUCUUACCGCUACGGAUAGGACGAACAGCAGAGAAUCAGUUGGAAAGCCACCAUUUUGAACUAUUUGUCGAUUGGUAUCGUGAAUAUGUCAAUGGAUUGGACGACCUACGUAGACAGGAGCUGGGUGAGAAACUGGUAAUGCACUGUAGAGGGCCAAAGGAAACGGCAGUCAAGUAUAACAGAUAUGUGGUUAAUGAGAAGUUGUUCUGCACUCUGACAAAGUAUGUUUUGCUCAAGUGUGAUUGGGCAGACAACACGAGGGACAGGGGGUACAAGGUUGACGAGUAUGGUAUAACGCUUGUGAAUUUCAAAAACCUUAUCCGCACCGGAGAGAGUAUUACGGAUGUGCCGUUUGUGCUCACUUCACAAGUUGACCAAGUAUUUUACGUCGAAAAUGAAAGGAACCCAUAUUGGGCUUGCGCUGUAAGGACUAAACCUAGAAACGUGUAUGAUGUUGGUCAGGGUCAAAGGUCUGACGAAUCUAGUAACAACUACCACGAGAUUGAGCCCCUCCUCUUGAGUUCCAAUCAUGAUCAUGUUAACGCACCUGAUGAUGUCGAUUACGUCCGACCCGAUUUAGAACCAAUUGAAGCGUAUGUCAUUUAA